Molecule: messenger RNA, 2207 nt
Organism: Theobroma umbraticum
Lineage: Eukaryota; Viridiplantae; Streptophyta; Magnoliopsida; Malvales; Malvaceae
Gene: DOX1
Product: Peroxidase superfamily protein
Biological process (GO): response to oxidative stress
Molecular function (GO): oxidoreductase activity, acting on single donors with incorporation of molecular oxygen, incorporation of two atoms of oxygen; peroxidase activity; heme binding
Source: RefSeq, a predicted model, not a curated record
CUAACUUCCUACCUUUCCCUAGUUUCGCCUAUAAAUAUUGCCAUGCUUCGCUAUGAUUUUAUAGGAAACUUGGUUGUCUGAAAAAACCAUGGCAUUUUUUGUGUCCUCAAUCAAGAACCUGCUGUACUGUUUCAUCCAUGAAGACUUCCAUGAAGCUGUCUCUAAGAUGACUAUAAUCGAUUCUUUUCUCUUCCUCAUUGUCCAUUUGGUUGAUAAGUUGGGCAUAUGGCAUCGGUUACCAGUAUUCUUAGGUCUAUUUUAUCUGGCAAUUCGUCGCCAUCUUCACCAGGAGUACAAUUUGUUCAACGUUGGUAAAUCUCCCUCCGGUGUGCGUUUUAAUCCAGGGGAUUAUCCUUACAGAACAGCUGACGGAAGAUAUAAUGAACCAUUCAAUGAAGCAGCAGGCAGCCAAGGAAGCUUCUUUGGCAGGAACAUUCUGCCUGUUGAUCAAAAAGAUAAGUUAAUGAAGCCAGAUCCAAUGGUUGUUGCCACAAAACUUUUGGCACGAAGACAAUACAAAGACACUGGCAAGCAAUUCAACAUGAUAGCGGCCUCUUGGAUCCAGUUUAUGAUCCAUGAUUGGGUCGACCAUCUGGAGGACACCAACCAGAUUGAGUUGGUUGCUCCUAAAGCAGUUGCUGGUAAAUGUCCCCUCAGUUCUUUCAAAUUUUACGAGACAAAGCGGUUUCCAACUGGUUCCUAUGAGAUCAAAACUGGCACUAAAAACAUCCGUACACCUUGGUGGGAUGGAAGUGCUAUAUAUGGUAGCAAUGCGGAAAGGUUACAAAAGGUAAGGACUUUCAAAGAUGGAAAGUUAAAGAUCUCAGAGUCUGGGCUACUUGUACAUGAUGAGGAUGGGAUCCCCAUAGCAGGAGAUGUUCGGAACAACUGGGCUGGUGUCUCUACAUUGCAGGCCCUAUUCAUUAAAGAGCACAAUGCAGUCUGCGAUGCCCUCAAGAAGGAAUAUCCCGACUUAAAUGAUGAAGAAUUAUACCGUCAUGCAAGGCUGGUGACUUCUGCUGUGAUUGCAAAGAUCCAUACUAUUGACUGGACUGUGGAGCUUCUGAAAACUGAUAUGUUGCUUGCAGGAAUGCGUGCUAACUGGUAUGGCCUACUGGGAAAGAAAUUCAAAGACACAUUUGGGCAUGUUGGGAACGCCACGUUGGGAGGUUUGGUUGGUCAAAGAAAGCCUGUUAAUCAUGGUGUUCCUUACUCUUUGACUGAGGAGUUUGUCAGCGUCUAUCGAAUGCACCCGAUUCUACCAGAUUCUCUUCAUCUAAGGAACAUCAACGUCCCACCAGGGCCCAAUAAAUCUCCACCUUUGCUUGAGAAGGUUCCCAUGCCAGAUUUGGUAGGCCAUAAAGGAGAAAAGACUUUAUCACAAAUUGGAUUCACCAGGCUAAUAGUUUCAAUGGGCCAUCAGGCUUGCGGUGCACUAGAGCUUUGGAACUAUCCUUCCUGGCUUCGAGACCUUGUACCGCAAGAUGUUGACGGUAAAGACAGGCCUGACCAUGUGGACUUGGCAUCUCUUGAAAUUUAUAGGGACAGGGAGAGAAAAGUGGCAAGGUAUAACCAAUUCCGCAGGGCUCUGCUAUUGAUACCAAUCAAUAGAUGGGAAGAUCUGACAGAUGAUAAAGAGGCCAUUGAAACUCUUAAGGAGGUUUAUGGUGAUGAUGUUGAAGCGCUGGACUUGACGGUGGGCCUCAUGGCAGAGAAGAAGAUCGAGGGUUUUGCCAUCAGUGAGACAGCUUUCAUCAUAUUUCUACAGAUGGCAACCAGGAGGCUUGAAGCAGAUAGGUUUUUCACAAGCAAUUUCAACGAGGAGACAUACACAAAGAAGGGAUUUGAAUGGGUGAACUCUACAGAGAGCUUGAAAGAUGUGCUAGAGCGUCAUUACCCAGGUCUUACAAAGAAAUGGAUCUACUCCAGCUCCACCAGUGCUUUCUCUGUCUGGGACUCACCUCCCAGUGCUCAGAGUUGCAUCCCUCUCUAUCUUCGCCUUCCCUCUUGAAGCUUAGCAGCUACAAAACGAAGACUCACCCUGUAAUUCGUAUUGUAGUUAUUCCAUUAGUGUUUUAAUGUAAGACAUCAACUUCUCCAUGCUGUGUAAUCUACAAUAACAUUGUUUAUUUCCUCUUGUAUUGCUGUGUAUCAAUAAAAUUCCAAUGGGUCUUGUACAAAACAAGGGUGGAUUUGAUCUUUAUACA